CCAGAGUUUGCUCUUAUUGAUGACGAAUAUGGCAGCACUAAAUGGAAUCGCGCCGCGGAGAAUAUGGAUAACAUACAGUCGAUUUACUUCCAAAUGAUUACUAUCGUUCAACACAGAUAAUCUAUUUCAUAGACAGCGACUCCGGGAGGUGUGGGAACAAACAUGGCAGCCGACGAACCACAACACGGAUACAUUACUCAGAUCUUCGUGUUUCUAGAGCAGAGGAAUGACACGUCCUUCGACUUCACGCAGCCCUAUAUCCGCCGUUCAAUGCGAUAUGUCUACCCGCUGUUCAUGUUUCUUUAUGCUGCUGUCGGUCUAGUAGGUUUUAUUGGCAACGUUGCACUUCUCGUCGUCACCGGAAAGCGGAGACUGUACCAAGAUCAAACAUAUUUUUUCAUGGGCAACCUAGCGUUUUCGGACUUGAUUAAGUGUGUAAUUGUGUUGCCUAUCUCCCUUGCAAACAUGCUGGUCCAAAACUGGAUAUUCGGCAGCUUCUUAUGCUUCUUUCUGCCCAUGAUUCAGUUUUUUCCUAUCCAUGCAUCUAUGCUUACCUUUCUCAUGAUCGCCAUUGACCGAUAUCGCCUUAUUGUGAACCCCUUCAAGGACCGGUUGCCCGCAGGGCUCUGUGUUAUAGCAACAUGGGUCGGAGCUAUCUGUUUCGUUCUCCCACACGCCGUAUAUAUCAAGUACAUUGAUCUAGGGGCCCUACUGGGAGAGCGAUUCACGGGAGUUGGAAUUUGUUAUGUUAAUAUGGAGAAACAUAUCGAAGAAUACUUUCGGGCAAUGUUCGUCACCUUAUACGCCUUACCCCUAGCAAUCAUAGGAUUCUUAUUCGUUAAGAUAUCCGCUGAACUAAAAAGUAAAGAAACAGCACCUGUUAUUGUUCAUUACAAUAUACGAACUAGCGCUCAGACACCGCGAGGUUCCACACAAGCGGAAGACUUUGGAACGAAAGUCACGUGGGCGAAUGAUACCGAACGCCGCCAGUUAAACGGAUCGGUAGCUGGAAUGGACACACCGCGACGUAAGGAAUACCCGGAACGCGCAACGCAGGACAGUGAUGACGAUUUAGAUAUAGCCAAGGAAAAGACUACACAGAACUAUCUUAUAGCCAUGGUGACCUUUUUCGCUAUGUGUUGGUGUCCGAUGUAUAUCCUUAUUCUCGUUCACUACUUCGUACACGAGACUGAAGAUAAUACUGGCCAUAUGGACGUCACGUUUGUUACAUUCGCCUGGUUCGGAUACCUGUCCACGUGCGCAAACCCAAUCCUGUUUGCCACCUGGCGACUGCCUUCCUCCACAAAAGACAGACUCAAAGGCUACUUCCGGUUUAGCAACAGGAGGAGAAGCUCUUCUCAGUUAAGCCGCACAGAAGUGUCCGAGUCUUUCGUUGUCUCCGCCACACCGUCUCCAAGGGAAACGCGCAAACUAUCCACACCUAAGAUCAAGGUCGUUACCAACAGAAACGAGCUCUCGCCUUACCGCGAUGGCAUUCUGGUGUAAAAAAUUGUGGAAAAGAUGCAACAUUCUGUGAAAUACGAUUGAAAGCGUUACAGCAUGUACAAUGUAAUUAUAUUCUGUAAAUAUACUUAUGGUAGAAAAUUAUGUACACGCCAAGGUUGUUACCAACAGAAAUGCCACACCAGAACGCUGUUGCCAGGGGUGAGUCCAGGACAUGAUAUAACAAGGGGCGUCACUUAGGGGUACAACCUUUUGACAUUCGCCCCUCCCUCUGAACCGAAGUCACAAUGGUUAUAAAUGUAGGCAGUGGGGUUUUGCGGUAUUCCCCAAAGAAAAAUAUAAAUAUUUCUAGUAUUAUUUCUCCGAUAUUGACAUAAAAUGUAAACUUGGACAAUUAAAGGGAGAUGAGCGCCGGUUGCGCCUCCAAUUCCUUGAUCCGCUAGUGGUUGCAAUAUUCAAAUAUGUUAAAUAUGUACUUUGUAAAUAGAUGUUAUUUAUAGAUGCCUGCCUUUGAAAAAGUUUGAGUGCUUUCGGACCUGUUAUGUAACAAAUGAUGUCACUAGUUGCAUAAAGCUACUGAAUCUCCCUGUCAAUGACAGGUGUAUGUAGAUUAUAGAACAAUAAUCCUGGCUAGACUUAUGAAGUUGACAGGAGAAUACUUUUUCUUAAUUAUCCCCAAACAGUAGAUCUUGUUUGAGUUACCCUUCACAACAUACAUGUACCACUAAAACGCUAUAUUUCGACACAAGUAAACUACUGUUCUCGUAGGAGACAAAUGCGUAUCAAAUACAUGAUAACCCGGUCCCGUUUCGAUAAUUCUAAGUACUUCAAUUCUCAUUAAUUGUCAUCACAUUUUUUAUACUGAUAAAUAAUAAAUUUGCACGAAAUUUGGUAUGAAGCAAAAUAACGAAAGUAUGAUAAUUGCAAUAUAAUCACACCGUUCUUAAAUUGUAAUUCAUCUUAGUGAUAGAAUUGCGUUCUUUACAACAUAUCACAUUUUGUUCAAGAAAUCGUUUAAGAUACGAGCCCCAGAUGCGGACUUCAAAUCGGGCUAAUAACACCAAUUCAGAAGUGCCUACGCAUUGUUACAUGCCUUAUUUAUUUGAAUGAACACAUGCCAAUGAUUCAAAGCGGUUAUACCAUCUCAGACCAUUGACUUCUGUUCAUCUUUAUAGGUUCAAAAGUUGAAUGGUUUGUGUUUUUAAAAAAAUGACUGAACCUGAUGGAUAUGCUUGAUAUUCUCUUGUGUUUACAUUUUUACCGCAUUUUUGUCCUCAUACACCGGAUUUUGUCAUUUUACCGAAUACACAGUGGUUACGUCCAACCUUUUUCUUCAAACGUCCCUGUUUUUUAAACGUUGUUUAAUGUUUAACACACACGUGGGGCUUUCUUCUUAUAUAUGGUGAUGGGGGUCGUAAUGACUAGAAAUCAGUGUAACUUUGAUCAAUUGAAUAUAGAAUACAUAGGAAAUUUAUUAAGUGGUGUCUGACCAAUAGUCAAAAUGACAUUUUAUUGCGGUGAAAUAUAUACGACAUCGAUAAACCUCUUGACGUAAUUGACGCUGAUGUUGUUCAAACAACUGGAUUUAAACUAGGUCAAAUUGCCACGCUAAUUUCAACGUUGUAGAAGCGUACUCUCACAGAUUAAUUGCAUAUGAGUGUGAAUAUAAAAUGGAUAUUUGAGAUUUUAGGUUCAUCUGUGUAAAAAAAUAUUGGAUCCGUAUAUGGAUAAUCUUGAAUUAAUUCGGAUAUAACAAACAUUAUAAACAGGGGAUAAAAACUGUGUACAUGUGUAUAUCAUAUUCAUUUAGCUAUAUUAUAUAUAUGCUUAUGUUUUAAAUAAGUUAUUAUUGACAUCUGUGAUUUUGUUCAGUAAAGGCCACAUUGUAAAUAUGAUGUUCUUAAAGCUGUGUCUGUUAUAAUGUUAUAAUUUGCCUUUACCCUAUCAAAACGAUUUCCUUCUUCUUCUUCUUCUUCUUCUUCUUCUUCUUCUUCUUCUUCUUCUUCUUCUUCUUCUUCUUCUUCUUCUUCUUCUUCUUCUUCUUCUUCUUCUGUACAUCACUAACCUUGCACUGAACAACUGUUUUCAUACACCGCGAUGAACCACAGUUUAAAAACAUUUAAUCCAUACAUUGUGUGUGUACUAUAUAAGUGGGCAUAUUGUUACAGCAUGUAUAUAUCACGUGAUAUUGUUGUCGUCACCAUAUUUACCAUGAAUGUGCUGCUAGUUGUUACAUGUAUAUAUAUUGUUAAAGAAGUGGUGCUAUAAAAAGAAAUAAAUUGCUACAACAGUU
Mya arenaria is the source of this 3757-nucleotide messenger RNA. Its product is annotated as G-protein coupled receptor 83-like. Gene Ontology annotation, molecular function: neuropeptide receptor activity. The record is from RefSeq and is a predicted model, not a curated record. The coding region runs from base 163 to 1506 and encodes 447 amino acids. NCBI's taxonomy places the organism in Eukaryota, Metazoa, Mollusca, Bivalvia, Myida, Myidae. The transcript is spliced from 4 exons. Gene Ontology annotation, cellular component: membrane. Gene Ontology annotation, biological process: neuropeptide signaling pathway.